AUGGAAGAUUUGCUGGACCUCAGUGAGGAGUUCAAGGACUGCAUCAUCCUACCGAGCCGCCAAGCUCCCAGCGCAGCCGCGUUCCGGAUCUGGCGGAAGUCCUAUCCGCAGCUGCAGGCGCAGUGUGGGUUUCACAGCCAAGCUGCCUUUGCUGAUCUUUCACGAGGCUCCAGCCCUCCCACCUACCGCGACCUUGGUGACAUGGACAGCGCUGCUGGACCCAGCGGCAUCCCCGAAGCACCACCCUCGCGGGAGAAGGGUGGCCUCGCAGUUUGGGGCGAGGAAAGCGAGGCACUGCUACCACAGCUCACCAACUUCGAGCAGUUCCUGGAUGAGCAGCCGGAUGAGGUUCAGGCCCAGCUCAGCUUUGCUUCCUACGAAAUGGAGGAGGAGGCUAAUGUGGACACUGACGAGGCGUUCUGGAUGUCCUUGGAAGAAUCCAUGAUUACACGGUUUUGGGUUCAGAAGGCUAGGAAUGUCUUGACAAUCUUGCGAAGAAAUUCUGCUGUGCGACCUACAGGUGCGGCUAACCUUAGCGGAGAGCUUGCCGCAGCCCUGGGAAGGAAGCCUGCUUGGGUACAGGUGUUUGAGAUCAGUGACUGCUGGUGUGAGGCCGAAGCUGCAAGACUUGGAUCCACUGGCGCAGGCGCAUCAGGGUCCUGA
Symbiodinium pilosum is the source of this 663-nucleotide messenger RNA. The record is from the annotation of a GenBank genome assembly. Lineage: Eukaryota; Dinophyceae; Suessiales; Symbiodiniaceae.